This is a messenger RNA of Cladocopium goreaui, 4162 nucleotides long. The record is from the annotation of a GenBank genome assembly. NCBI's taxonomy places the organism in Eukaryota, Dinophyceae, Suessiales, Symbiodiniaceae.
AUGGAGGAUACUGAAGCGUCGACGACAUGGCAGCAUGCUUUUAUUGCCAAUUGCGGCGCAAAGUCUCAUGAACCGCGGCCUGAAGCAAGCAGACAUGCACCCUCCUGGCAUGCUGCUACAAGCAAAGUGGUCAAACGCAGCAUCAAGCGUGCAUACAAACGGGCUGUUGCCCUGGGUACCACAUGGUACCGUGGCAGAUGCUACCGACCUGAUGAUUUUCCCAAAGGUCUCCAAUAUCAUGGUUCUCCCGACUUCAUCAAGCAGACCUCCAAGAUUAACCCAACGCUGACCAAAUGUCACCUGAACAACCAAGAUCACCGUCGGGUCAAUGUCCUCACCUGGAACCCUGGAGGACUUUCUGCUGCAAAGUUGGAUGAAGUGAAAACCUGGAUGUUGAUUCAGAACGUCAGCAUAGCCAUCUUGCCUGAGACACAUUGGACCUAUGAGAAUGAGUGGACAGACGACCAUUGGCAUCAUAUCCACACUGGUUCUGCGUCUCAUCGUGGUAUGGGUAUUUUAUGUAUCCUUUCUAAGAAGCUCUGCUCACAGAAUGAUAUCCGCUGGCUCCCUGUGAUUCCUGGAGAUAUGAACUGCUCCUUGCCCCAAUUGCAAUCGCACAGUGGGCCCCGGGAGUUCAAGUGGAAAGGUCUUCCCUUCACAGCGGCACAGCUUGAGCGGGCAUUGAGGGAAAUCCCAGCCGUGGUAGGUCUUCUUGCGUCCAGGGCUCUCAAAGAGGCCUUUCCAGAUUUGGCCCAACUGCCUUCCUGGGCCUAUAUGCCCUUUCGAUCUACUCAAGAUGCUUUGCUCAGAGUAGGCCGUGGCCUACGCCAAGGAUGUAAAGCCGCUCCAUUUCUUUGGAACUGUCAGAUCCAUGCCUUUUUAAGUGAACUUGAACGCCGUACCACAACACAAUGGGUGCGUAUUUGUGUGAACUUUUAUGCAGACGAUGGACAGAUGGGCAAUACCUUUGACUCAAUUGAAACCUUGCAACAGCUCAUGAAGAACCUGUGCAUUACCCUGGAACUGAUGACAGAGUUUGGCUUGACGAUCAACCCACAAAAGUGUGUUGCCUUGCUCUCCAUCACUGGCAGCUCUUGUCGACAGAUGCGUAACUCCAUGAUCUGCCGACACCAGGGCACUGACUGGCUGAAAAUUAGUGCAGAGGAUCAUCAAAGUUUUCAGUUUCCAAUUGCCACCCAAGCGAAAUACCUUGGUACCAUCAUGUCACAUGCCAGGUUUGAAGACAGCACCACAAAGCACCGCAUACAGCUCUCCAAAAUUGCAUUUGGCCGACUGCAUCGCUGGCUCACAGGUUCUGGGGGUUUGACGACACGCCAAAGAUUGAAAUUGUGGUCCACCUGCAUAUAUCCUGUACUCAGUUAUGGACUCUGCGCCAUUGGCAUCACCAGCACAGGUCUCCAACGGAUACAACAACAUAUGUACAUGACCAUCAGGCAGCUCUUGCGUGAUCAUGCAUACCUCACAGGCCACAGUCACUUCCAGGCAUUUUGUUUGCAGAACGUCGAUCAGCCCGUUGCAUGGUUGUGGAAGACUGCAGACGGUUUGCAGAGGUCCGUUGCCCAAAGACUCACCAGGGUCUAUGACACUGACAUCAUUCAAACCCUUGACUGGACACACCUGGAACAUCUCAAGCUUUUUUUGAUGGCCCAGACAGCACAGAAUGUACGGCAUGCACCAGGCCCGGAAGUGUCCCCUGCCACUGCAGCCACAGAGGUUCUUUGUGCUGGCCCUGCUGAGUGCUGGACUGAUUCACGACGUGUGCUCCAAGCUGAUCCUGCUCUGCCAGCGACCAUGUUUGCACCGCAGCUGGAGGCACAGGCCGAGACAUCCAUCACCAUCAGAACAUGUGAUAUCUGCAACGAGACCUUCUCCACGCCAGAGUUGCUCAAUGCGCACCUUGUGCAGGUAGUUGCAGUGCGUGACAUUUGGAAACAAGCACUUUGUUCUGGACAGCUGGCCAAUAUCUUGCGUGACCCGCACAACAGAUUACAGCUGACCCUUCGGUGCCAACACUGUGCGCUUCGAUUUCAUAGAGCCACGGACAUGUCAGGACACUUGAUUUCUGCGCAUUCCCAGUUAUGGUCUGCGGCUCAGGGUCUCACGCAGAUUCUUGUAGCCCUCCUGUAUGAGCAAACAGGUUGCUUAUGCAACCCCAGCGUCACACAGGCACGUGCCUUUCACGUGUGUGUGCCGCUGCGCCAGCUUUCCAUGCUGUUCCUGCGACUCCAAGAUGUGAUCCUGUUUCCUCAUACCCCAACUGAUGCUGAGUUGGCAACCCUGAUGUCCCAGAGAAUUGAACGCUCCUCACGAUUCAUGAUGGAACGACUCCUGACAGACCAGCAGCUUUCACAACUCUGGACCAAUGAUGCGGUUAUGGCAUUGCUGAGGGACACCUGCCUUCUCUGUGGAGAUCAACAUGGGGCUGCAGACCUGCUGCGAUUUUCCUGGCCAAAGCUGCACAUGGCAGACACGGAAAUGGGAGCGUUCGGGGAAGCAGGAGAACAGAUCCUGGCGGCCUUUCAACACUUGACGCCGAUGUUGGACAGCAGCCUGAAGCUGACACAGAACGCCCAUCCCAAGCGCCAAAGAAAAGGAAAUCAGCCGCCGGGCAAUCAAGAGCAACCAGAUCACGUCAUGGAGACCAAGGGCAAGAUCAACCUGGCAAGCGCCAUGACGCUCAUGGCCAAGCUUGCCAUCCAACUCGAUCGCGAGAUGCAGCUGCUGAAGAAAGAGGACACUUACAUCUUCUUUUUCGCCAACAAAGAGAACGAGGGCAGUCUGCCUUUGCUGGUGAAAGCGACGGAAACCUGGGUCCAGGAAGCACAGGCCCUCAAGGAGAAGCCCCAAACUCAGCAACUGCCACCGCUGAGACAGAGAUUGGCCUUGGUCCUUUUUCAGACCCUGCAGACCAGGAUCAACCAAUUGGGGGAGGCACCGGACAAUUCAGACAUCAAGAAGGCGGCGAUUCACAACAAGGUGUUGCUGCCAGACCAAACAUGCCCCUACUUGGAGUGGAGCCACGAGCAGAAAGCCCUGCAGGUGAGCCAGAAGAAGCCGCUCACUCUGAAACGAGUGCUUUUUCUUUGCAACGACAUGCUGGAGGCCCUUCAGGAUCCCAACAUUGUGGUGAGGUUCCAUGCCCUUCCGAGCACGCCGAGCUCCGUGGCCUGUCCCUGGAAGAUGCAGGUCAGUCUUCGGUCCGACCAACCAUGGCAGGCGCUCCAGGAGAUGUCACAUCUGGCCAUUUGGCUCUUGGUGGGGUGCAAUUUGAAGCAGCACAGCCUUCACCAGAGCUCCCUGGCCUUCAACUUGCAGCGCACUUUGCAGCUCCCCAGUCACACGCAGGGCAAAGGGAAGGGCAAGAGCAAGGGCAAAUCGCAGAAGGGAAUCAAGGCUGAGCCCAGCUUGUGGACACAGCAAGACUCUGCUGAGUUUGUUUCUCACUGGCUGCUCCAGAUGGGGUGCAACGCUUUUGACAUGCGCUGGGAACGCCGGUAUGAACAAAAUGGAUGUAUUCAUGUCGCUGACAGCAGUGCCAGACACGUUCCUUUGCAUUUGCAGUUUGAUUCCAUGUAUGCCAACCUGACUCAAUGCAACUUGACCCCUCUGUUUCGUUUGUGGUGCCAGGCCAAUGGCAUGAUUGCUGCAUUGGUUGAAGCCCCGGUGUGCCUAUGCGUGCAUCUGGAUCGAACACACCAGGAUGAGAAUGGACACGUCCGACAGAGUGAAUGCAAAGUGCAGGUUGAUGAUUUUUGCCUUGUGCCAAAGUUCAUAGAUGCAGAGCGGCGGACAGAGAUGGUAGAAUAUCGUAUCAUUGCACUGACGGCACAUGUGGGAGAAGAUCAGGCAGGACAUUAUCGCUCUGCCCUCAGAAUUGCUCCUUCGCUUCCGCUCCAGACAUUGCCUGCAGAAUGGCUGCUGACAGAAGACUGGCAACGCCCAUCACCAGUUUGGCACCUGCCACAUUGGCUCCGCCGCAGUGCAACGAUGUACUGGAUGAUCAGAUCCGAUUGUGUCCACCUGCUGCAAUAUACCAAUCCAGGUGACCUCAUGCAAGAUCAGACAGCACAGAUUCUUGCCCUGCUGCCACUGCCUACAAAUGAGAACACCAAUGACCGAAAGACAUGCGAUGAACCCUGAG